Molecule: messenger RNA, 1768 nt
Organism: Gossypium raimondii (Peruvian cotton)
Lineage: Eukaryota; Viridiplantae; Streptophyta; Magnoliopsida; Malvales; Malvaceae
Product: magnesium transporter MRS2-2
Exons: 11
Coding region: 215-1399 (394 amino acids)
Biological process (GO): magnesium ion transport; transmembrane transport
Cellular component (GO): membrane
Molecular function (GO): magnesium ion transmembrane transporter activity
Source: RefSeq, a predicted model, not a curated record
CGGCACUGAAACAUUUUCACUACCAGCCAGCCCCAACCCCUUGCAUCGAGUCCAUCUCUAUCUCUAAUUUCCCAACCCUCUGCCCCAUCACUUUCUCCAUCAUAAAACCUAAUCAAUCCCUUUUCCAUCCUCAGUUAUUCAAUUCAUUUCCAAAACCUCAUCUUUGCUCUGUUUCAAAGAUUUAAUUCUCUGUUUUCAUUUUUUGUCUUUUCUAAUGGCUCGAGAAGCGUAUUUGGUUCCUGUCCUGGAGGCACAAGUAGCCACGCUGAAGAAGAAAACGGCGGUGACAACGAGCUGGAUUUCGAUAGACGCUAAGGGGAAAAGCGUGAUUCUUGACGUCGACAAGUAUGCUAUAAUGCGCCGCGUUCAGGUUCAUGCUAGAGACCUUCGUAUUCUUGAUCCCAUGCUAUCUUAUCCUUCCACCAUUUUAGGCAGAGAGAAAGUCAUUGUUCUCAAUUUAGAGCACAUUAAAGCUAUAAUCACCGCAGAAGAGGUGUUGCUUAGAGAUCCAUACGAUGAUAACGUAAUACCCAUUGUCGCUGAACUUAAAAGGCGAUUGCCUCAAGAUAAUCUCACAUGUCAAGAUCAAGGAGGAGAAGAAGAAGAACACCCUAGUGCACGCAAUGAUAUGGAUACUGAGGAGGAAAAUGAAUUUCCAUUUGAAUUCCGGGCAUUAGAAGUUGCAUUAGAAGCAAUUUGUAGCUUUCUUGAUGCACGUACUAGGGAACUAGAGAUCGAUGCUUAUCCAGCUUUAGAUGAGCUGACCUCCAAGAUAAGCAGCCGUAACUUGGAUCGGGUGCGUAAACUGAAAAGUGCUAUGACAAGGCUGACAAACCGCGUUCAAAAGGUAAGGGAUGAACUCGAACAACUUUUAGAUGACGACGAUGAUAUGGCAGACCUUUAUUUAUCGAGAAAGUUGGCUGGGGCUUGUUCCCCUGUCAGUAGUUUCAGUGUUCCAAGUUGGUAUCCACCCUCACCAACUAUAGGUUCAAAGAUUUCAAGAACCAGUCGGGCAAGCGCAGUAACAGUUGAGGAGGACAAUGAUGUCGAGGAGCUGGAAAUGUUGCUUGAGGCGUACUUUAUGCAAAUUGAUAGUACACUGAACAAACUGACUACGCUGCGUGAAUACAUUGAUGAUACAGAGGAUUAUAUCAAUAUCCAGCUUGACAAUCAUCGAAAUCAGCUAAUUCAGUUAGAGCUCUUCGUAAGUUCCGGGACUGUUUGUUUAUCUAUAUAUUCCUUGGUUGCUGCAAUCUUUGGAAUGAAUAUUCCUUAUACGUGGAAAGAAGGCCAUGAAUACAUGUUUAAAUGGGUGGUCAUCCUCACUGGAUUGCUAUGUACGUCGACUUUCACAUCAAUAGUUUCCUAUGCGAGGCACAAGGGUCUUAUCGGGUCUUGAAGUCCAUAGAAUCACAUUUGGAGUACUGAGGAUCACACAGCUUGAAGAGAAGCAUAAAAGUAGUACUGCAAUGAAUUCCUUACCAUAUCUUGGCCCAACCUGGUUAAACUUUCAGGUGCCAAUGUCAGGUGAACAACUGCGUGCUAUAUUGUCACUGUUAUAUAUUAUUAUAUCAUGCUUUUGAAUCCAUGCAUGGAAGGUCAUAUUGUAAUUGGCAAAAAAGAAGAAAAUUAUAUAAGGUGCAUCCUUAUGUUGGCAUAUAUUCAUGAAAGUAGGUGGUAAAGUAGGUGACAAUUGACAUUUGAAUUUAAUUCAUUUGUUUCAUGCAAUUACAUUUACAAUUUACAAGUAAUAGGUUUUAAUUUUAAA